Molecule: messenger RNA, 2934 nt
Organism: Thamnophis sirtalis
Lineage: Eukaryota; Metazoa; Chordata; Lepidosauria; Squamata; Natricidae
Source: RefSeq, a predicted model, not a curated record
GCCAGCAGCAGAUUCUGAAAGUGAUAUCAUUUUUGAUCAUGAAGAAGGCAAUAGUAGAAAUCAGAUGAUGGAUGAAGACUACAAGGAAAAAGAUAGUUCUAGUGAAGAAAACAAAACAUCAGUGAUUCAGACUGUGCACCAUCUUUAUAUUCAGAUGGAAUAUUGUGAAAAGAGCACAUUACGAGAUACCAUUGAUCAAGGUUUAUACCAAGAUACCAAUCGUCUUUGGAGACUUUUCCGGGAAAUAUUGGAUGGUUUAGCUUAUAUCCAUGAAAAGGGAAUGAUUCACCGAGAUCUGAAACCUGUCAACAUUUUUUUAGAUUCAGAAGAUCAUGUGAAAAUUGGUGACUUUGGUUUGGCAACAGAUCACCCAGCUAAUACAGUAGACUCUAAACCUGGAGAAGUUUCCAACCAAAAUGUGGUUGCAAAUGAUCCAUUGGGAAACUUAACAGGAAUGGUUGGCACUGCUCUUUAUGUGAGUCCAGAAGUCCAAGGAAGUACUAAAUCUACAUACAAUCAGAAAGUGGACCUCUUCAGCUUGGGUAUAAUAUUCUUUGAGAUGUCCUAUCAUCCAAUGACUACUGCAUCGGAAAGAAUCUUUGUUCUCAGUCAGUUAAGGCUUCCAUUUAUUGAAUUUCCAGAAGACUUUGAUGAAGUAAAAAAUGCAAAACAGAAACUGGUGAUUGCUUGGCUAUUGAACCACGAUCCUUCAAAACGGCCAACUGCUAUGGAGCUCUUAAAAAGUGAACAUCUUCCACCUCCUCAGUUGGAAGAGUCUGAACUUCAUGAAGUCCUUCAUCAUACUUUAGCAAAUGUGGACGGAAAAUCAUACCGGACCAUGAUGGACCAAAUAUUCUCCCAGCGCAUUUCUCCAGGAAUAGAUUAUACCUAUGACAGUGAUAUCCUCAAGGGCAGCUUUACAGUUUGGUCAACCAAGAUUCAACAACAUGUGUGUGAGACAAUUAGCCGAAUUUUUAAAAGACAUGGAGCUGUCAAGAUGCAUACUCCCCUGCUGAUGCCUAGGAAUAGAAAACUGUAUGAGCACAAUGAAGCUUCAUAUUUGAUGGACCACAGUGGAAUGCUGGUGAUGCUUCCUUAUGAUCUCAGAAUUCCAUUUGCUAGAUUUGUAGCUAGAAAUAAUAUAACAAACUUGAAAAGAUACUGCAUUGAGCGAGUUUUCAGGCCUCGGAAACUAGAUCGUUGUCAUCCAAGAGAACUCUUAGAAUGUGCAUUUGAUAUCAUCACACCUACUGGAAAUAGUUUUUUACCUAUUGCAGAAACCAUCUACACAAUCUGUGAAAUAAUCCAGGAAUUUCCUGUGCUGCAAGAAAGAAAUUAUAGUAUCUACUUAAAUCAUACUGCCUUGCUGAAAGCAAUCCUUCUGCAUUGUGGGAUCACUGAAGAUAAGCUCAAUCAAGUUUACACAAUCCUGUACGAUGCUGUGACUGAAAAGCUAACUAAAAGAGAAGUGGAGGCCAAGUUCUGCAAUCUUUCCCUUUCAGCAAACAAUCUUGUUCGACUUUACAGAUUUAUUGAGCAAAAAGGGGAGCUGCAAGAUCUAACCCCGUUGUUGAAUACUAUGGUGAAGCAAAAGACAGGAGUUGCCUCGUUAGUGAAACUUGGCAUGAAAGACCUGGAGGAAACAGUGGAUCUGUUAAAAAAACUUGGCAUAAAAUUCCAGAUAUCCAUAAAUUUGGGCUUGGUUUAUAAAAUACAGCAGCACAAUGGAAUUAUAUUUCAGUUUAUUGCAUACAUUAAACGGAGACAAAGAACAGUUACUGACAUUCUUGCUGCUGGAGGUAGAUAUGAUCAUAUGAUUUCACAAUUCAGAGGUCCAGAGGCAGUUGGUCUUGUUCCUUCAGCUGUUGGAGUCAGCAUAGCUGUGGACAGAAUAAGUUCCACAGUUUUGAAUAUGGAAGAGCCAUUUACAGUGAGCUCCUGUGAUUUGUUAGUUGUUAGUGUUGGCCAAAAAUCUAUGGAAAGAGCCAUAAACGUUGUUCAGAAGCUCUGGGCUGCAGGAAUUGCAGCUGAAAUUAUGUAUGACUGGUCUCAGUCCCAGGAAGAAUUACAGGAGUAUUGCAGAUGUUCUGGAAUCACCUAUGUGGCCCUCAUUUAUGAUAAAGAAGGAAAUCAUGUUAAGAUAAAAUCAUUUGAAAGGGAAAGGCAGACAGAAAAAAGAAUCUUGGAGUCUGAUGUAGUGGACCAUCUGGCUCAGAAACUGAGGACCAAAUUCUAUGAUGAAAGAAAUAGCAGAGAAAUUUGUGAUAAUGUCACAACACAAAAUCUGAAAGGAUCAUUUUCCAGUAAUUCAGGUUUGUCUGAACCACACGGAAUGGCAGUAAUACCAAAUGUAUACAUUUUUCCACCAGAAAAGUUGUCAGCAAGUGCCAGACGACGUUAUGAAGCUCAGGUACAAACCAAACUCCAAGCUUGCUUUACUAAUUUCCCGCUGAAACUGAGUGAAGUUGAAAUUUUAGCAGUUGAUCUUCCAAAGGAAACUAUAAUACCCUUCUUGUCAUUAGAGUUUGAUGACCAAGCUUUCUAUACAACUGUGAAACAAUUGAUGUCUCGACUGCCGAAGCAAAGAUAUAUUAAACAAGUUUGUGAUGAAAUUUAUACCAUCAAAAUAGAAAAAAAAGUGCCUAUCCUUGUUCUCUACAGUUACAAAGACGAUUACUUCAAAAUCCUGUUUUAGUUAUGUCAAGAUUAAAGUCAGGAUAAUGAAUGGGACAAAAUGUGUGCUUCCAAUUAUGUUAAUAUAAAGAAAACUUGCAUUAAUAUAAAGAAAACAUGCUGAUUCCCCAUUCCUUGGACAAUCGCUACCUUUCUAAGUAUUACGUUGAGCUCAUGUGCCAUAGUUGGCAUCUUUAAUGGUGUAAAUCUUUUCAAAAUAUGUUGUACAUAUAUUUUUCAAAAUAAAAUAAUCUUCUGGUA